AUGGUAAUUCAUAAUGAAACUAAUGAUCACAAAAGUAAUAUAUGGUUAUUCCGGAGUAGAUCAAUUGUUGCUCCUUUUGUUUCAAUUACAAGUCAAAUGAUUACAGUGGCUGUGGAUGAAAUGCUUGUUUCUGGUGUACAUGCUCAUGUUAAUGUUGUUCAAAGAAGGUAUCUAUGGUCUGAAAUGCAAGCUAUUAGUGAACUCAAAAAACCUUGGGCUGUGUUGGGUGAUUUUAAUGCAAUUAUAUCCAUGGAAGAAAAGGUGGGUGGUAGAUUUCCUUCAAGAAGAUCAAUGAUUGACUUUAAUGAUUGUUUAAAUGCUUGUGAAUUAAUGCAACCUCCAAAAAUUGGUCUAGAAUUUUCUUGGUCUAAUUAUCAGCAAGGUAGCAAGAGAAUUUUAUGUAAUCUUGAUAGAGUGGUUUUCAAUAUGAAGUGGUUACAAAUACAUAGUGAUUGGGGAUACAAGGUGGGUCUCAGGAUUGCUUCUGAUCAUGCACCAUUAUUGGGUGGUUGUGCCAGUGUUCCAAAGCCAAAAAAUGUUCCUCUAAGAUUUCAAAAAAUGUGGUUAGAACAUCCCACAUUCAUGAAAGUGGUACAAGAUAGCUGGGCAGAACAAGUACAUGGUGAUGUAGCUUAUAUAUUUAUGAAAAAACUCAAGAAUCUCAAACAAAUUCUUAGAGAUUGGAACUGGAAAGUAUUUGGUGAUGUUAAUGUUCAACUUCAUAAAGCAGAAAACAAUGUUAAAGUUAAAAUGCAAAUGUCAGAUGUUAAUCCUCAUGAUCAACAGGCUUUGGAUGAUUUGGUCACAGCUCAAAAUGAAUUAAAUUCAAAAGAAGUUCAAUAUAGCACAAUGAUGAAACAAAAAUACAGAAUCAAAUUUCAAGCUCAUAAUGUUGUUGUUGAUGAUUCUAUUCUUGAUGUCAUUCCUAAUGUUAUCACUGAAGAUGAUCAAUUCAUGCUUGAAGUCAUUCCAGAGGCAGAAGAAAUAAAAACAGCAGUGUUCAGUAUGGAUGGUAAUAGUGCUCCUGGACCAGAUAGUUUUUCAGGAAUGUUCUACAAAGCUUGCUGGGAAAUUAUUCAACAUGACUUCAUCAGAGUUGUUCAAUACUGUUGGAGCAGGAAGUACUGUCAGUGGCUGAGAGUACUAUUAUCUUCUGCCAAAAAUUCUGUCAUGGUCAAUGGUGGACCAAAUGGUUUCUUCUCUAUGCACAGGGGACUCAAACAAGGGGAUCCACUAUCUCCAAUCUUGUUUGUUUUAAUGGAGGAAGUCUUAAGCAGAGGUUUAACAAAGUUGGUAGAAACAAACAAGUUACAGCCAAUGGUGACAAGAAAUGGUAUUGCUCCUACACGCAUGCUUUUUGCUGAUGAUAUUUUUCUUUUCAGUAAUGGUUCAAAAAGAAGCAUAACCAACCUCUUAAAAUUGCUUGAAUAUUAUCAGAAUUGCCUUAGUCAAAUCAUUAACAGGGUUAAAAGCAAAUGUUUUAUAGAUGGAUGUUCUAAUGCUAGAAAAGCUCAGAUAGUUGAAUUGUUACAAAUGGAAUUAACUUCUUUCCCAGAAAAAUAUUUGGGAGUUAUCAUUCAUCCAGGUAGAAUCAAGACUGCAACUUUAUGGCCCAUGGUUGAAAUGAUGCAAGAUUACUUCGCAAUUUGGAAAGGAAAACUUUUGUCUUUUCAUGACAGAUUGAUAUUGAUCAAGCAUGUGUUAAGUAGUAUUCCUAUAUACAACAUGGUUGUGUACAAAUUGCCAUCUUCAGUUAUCAAGGAAUGUGAGAAAAUUAUGAGGAAUUUUCUAUGGUCAGGUAAUGCUGAAGUUAAAAAACCAAAAACCAUUUCUUGGGAAGGGUAUGUACUCCUUUUGCUGAAGGUGGUUUGGGGAUUAAAAGAUUAUCAGAUGUUAAUAAAGCUCUGUUGA
Molecule: messenger RNA, 1911 nt
Organism: Papaver somniferum (opium poppy)
Lineage: Eukaryota; Viridiplantae; Streptophyta; Magnoliopsida; Ranunculales; Papaveraceae
Exons: 3
Coding region: 1-1911 (636 amino acids)
Source: RefSeq, a predicted model, not a curated record